Molecule: messenger RNA, 2295 nt
Organism: Drosophila novamexicana
Lineage: Eukaryota; Metazoa; Arthropoda; Insecta; Diptera; Drosophilidae
Product: zinc finger protein 33A
Exons: 4
Coding region: 210-2063 (617 amino acids)
Biological process (GO): regulation of transcription by RNA polymerase II
Cellular component (GO): nucleus
Molecular function (GO): DNA-binding transcription factor activity, RNA polymerase II-specific; sequence-specific DNA binding
Source: RefSeq, a predicted model, not a curated record
ACUGACAAAAAAUUGGAGAACAAAAGUGUUUAACUAAAGAAGAACCAAUGAAAUUAUAAUAAUAGUAAUAAACAUAGCAAAUAAACAAGUUUGUUGGCUGUUUGGCAAUCCUGCUGCUAUAGCAUGACUUUGUAAAACGGCGCACAUGUAGUUUAUGUCUAAGGAAAUCAGUUUUACGACUUCAAAGUGCGUCGAAUGCCAGUUGCAACAUGCAGGCUGCUCAGGAGCCCGAGUCAAGCAGCAACAGCAACGGCAAGCUGGCAAACGCAACGCAACUGGAUGCCUUGGAGGGCAACGCCAAAGUGUGCACCAUUUGCGGCAGUAGCAAGUCCUCGUCAUCCGCCCUGCUGGACCUGACGGCCAACAGUGUGAUGCAGCGACGUCUAAGCCGCGAUUGGAAGCUGUCGGCAGACAUAGUCAAGACAACACUGCGAGCCAUAUGCGUCGAGUGCGUCUGCAAGCUGAACAUGCACUCGGAGGUAACACGCACGCUGAUGCAGCGGCUGCAGCGCCUGACCGUCACGGCGAAAUCACAGGCUGAAACGCCGGUGGAGCGUAGGCAAUGUGACAGUCCGCCCAUUGCCGAUGCUGAGGUAUCUACGACAGGGGUGCCCUUGGCACAGGAGGAGGAUGGCACCGGGACAGUUAGAUCCGUUUCGCCCACGUCCACUGCAUCGUCGUGCUCAGUGCUGCAGGCGUACUCAGCCCAACCACCAGAAUCUCCCUCCGCCACAGAGUCCGGUGGCCUGCGCAACAACAGCGGCAACGCUUUGGACGGCUGGAAGUGGCGCACACGGCGGGUGUGCCAGUAUUGUGAGCGCGUCUACUCUCGCAAGGAUCACUAUACGCUGCACGUGCGCCGUUGUUGGCGCCGCCAGACGCAGCGUCGUCCCAAGUGUCGAGUGCUCAAUGAAGCCGGCAACGAUGAGGAGGAUGACGAGAACGAUAAUGGGGAUCAGGCUCUGUCGCAAACGCCACGACACUCGCAUACUUUUCAAUGCCAGAGCUGUGAGAAGGAGUUCGCUGGCAGCGUGGCCCUGCGGCAACACCAGCGUAUCAGCCACCAGCAUCGCUGCAGCCUGUGCGAGGCGGAAUUCGGCACGAAAUACGAGUGGGAGCUGCACCAUACCAUAUGCAGUGCCAAGCAAGAGGCUUUGCAAAUGCAAGAAUCCCCCACACAGCCUCGAUCUACACGAUCGCGGUCGCGUGCCUGCUCGGUGGCCUGGUAUAAUGGUGAACUGGGCGAUGAGGAGACGGAUGAGGAUCAGCAGGACGACGAAGAUGCCACCUCCAUAGCGGACACGAUGUACACAAGGCGCAUGAACUUCACCGGCGAUUGGAUAGUUAACCACAGUCGCAGCAACAGCAACAGCGCCCUAAAUCUGACCAUGCUGUACGAUGAUUAUGUGCUGGAGGAGUCGCAUAUAACCACAGAUAAGGAGUAUGAUCUCUACUUGCUGGAUCUGCUUAAAAUGCAGGUGCAGCUGAAGGCCUUCUCGUGCUUUGUGCCCACCUGCUGCUAUCAAACGGACACGCUAGUUAAUCUAAUGAAGCACGACUACAUGCAGCACUGGAAGAUGAGCUGGUUUUAUUGCCACAAAUGCGGCGACGUUUUCACCAGCAAGGUCUUCCUCGACUAUCAUCUGCAUCGGCAAAACCGCGGCGUUUACAUAUGCCACAAGUGUCACGAUGAGUUUGAGUUCCAGCAUCAAUUGGAUCGCCAUCAGGUGCUGCACAGCAAGGGCAUCAAUUAUUACUGCAACUAUUGCCGCUUGGAGUUUCUUAGCGAGGCCAAGCUGUUGGCCCACUGCGAGCACGAGCGGCACAGCCCCAACGAUGAACCACCCCUCAUACGCAUCGAGCACGAGCUGUCCAUUAUCAAUCCCGUACACAAAGAACCAGACCGGGCACAGCAGUACACGGUGCGCGUGCUGAACAUACCGCACAUGCCGUGGAUAUCCAAUCGGCCCAGGCAUUUGCCAAAUCAUAAACCCUUCCGUUUUGCCAUUGGCAUUUGCGAGUUCGACAAUCGCAAUCCGCCCAAUUGUGUGGGCUGCCUGUAGAGUGCUGGUUCUAGGGUAUCUGCUCGUUGAGCAAAGUCAUCUUAUAGUCUCAUGUGUAUAAAACUAGUAUGAUUCAAUUUAUUUCUGUGCUAAGCAACCACUGCUAGCUAAAGUCUGAUGCAUAUCUCCUGGAUGUAAGACAUAUAAAUGUGUAUAUAUAUUUUUAUAUUCGAAUUGUAAAUGUUGUAAUAAAUAUGAGCUCACCAUUGUUAAACCCUUAACGUGCGGAAUU